Closterium sp. NIES-67 is the source of this 1135-nucleotide messenger RNA. The record is from the annotation of a GenBank genome assembly. Lineage: Eukaryota; Viridiplantae; Streptophyta; Zygnematophyceae; Desmidiales; Closteriaceae.
CAACCACACAGCCACACCCAACCACACAUCCACGCUCAAACACACUGCAACACCCAACCACACAUCCACGCCCAACCACACAGCCACACCCAACCACACAUCCACGCCCAACCACACAGCAACACCCAAACACACAUCCACGCUCAAACACACAGCAACACCCAACCACACAUCCACGCCCAACCACACAGCCACACCCAACCACACAUCCACGCUCAAACACACAGCAACACCCAACCACACAUCCACGCUCAAACACACAGCAACACCCAACCACACAUCCACGCUCAAACACACAGCAACACCCAACCACACAUCCACGCUCAAACACACAGCAACACCCAACCACACAUCCACGCUCAAACACACAGCCACACCCAACUACACAUCCACGCCCAACCACACAGCCACACCCAACCACACAUCCACGCCCAACCACACAGCCACACCCAACCACACAUCCACGCCCAACCACACUGCAACACCCAACCACACAUCCACGCCCAACCACACAGCCACACCCAACCACACAUCCACGCCCAACCACACAGCAACACCCAACCACACAUCCACGCUCAAACACACAGCAACACCCAACCACACAUCCACGCCCAACCACACAGCCACACCCAACCACACAUCCACGCUCAAACACACAGCAACACCCAACCACACAUCCACGCUCAAACGCACAGCAACACGGAACCAAACAUCCACGCUCAAACACACAGCCACCACCAAAGUGAGUGCAUGCGUCAAUUCCCACUCUGCUUGCUGCCUUGGGAUGUCGGAGCCAGCCGAGGGGAGUCUGCUUGCUGCCAGGCGAGGGGAGUCUAUUUUUGAGGCGCCUCAAAAGGGAUGUCGGAUCCAGCCGAUGCAUGCUGUGUGUAUCGAUGCUGAUGUGGUGCACACCCAUUCCAGUCCACCCCUUGCUCAGCACUGAAAUUGCGGUGGUCAUGGUUUGGGUUGGGUUGGGUUGGGAGGUGCUUGUUGGUGGGAGAUUAAGUUGCAGGAGGACAUGUGGAUGUGGCGAAUGCAAAGGCGAACAUUGAGGAGAAACCUUUUUAUUGAGCUUGAAUGGGAAGGGAACCCAGCAAUGGUGUAAGAAUACCCGUGCUGUCACUUUCACACGUAC